Alnus glutinosa is the source of this 2003-nucleotide messenger RNA. RefSeq lists its product as uncharacterized. NCBI's taxonomy places the organism in Eukaryota, Viridiplantae, Streptophyta, Magnoliopsida, Fagales, Betulaceae. Bases 996 to 1730 code for a protein of 244 amino acids. The record is from RefSeq and is a predicted model, not a curated record. The transcript has 3 exons.
GACCUCUUCAUGGCCAUUCGAAAAACCCUAAUGGACUCAUGGAGUUCUUCUAACUUAAUAUUGCCACCAAACUGUUCUCACAUUUGAUUCCUUAAGAAUACAAAUAUACAUCAAUUGGUGACAGAAAUAAGUGGAAGUAUUGUAAACUGCUAUAACCAGAACGAUGGGUUGAGUUUGAUAAUUUAAGCGCUGCAUCUUUUCUAUAUACCUGAUGUUAUGUUUCAUGGUAUGCAUUCAAGGCCACUUCUUGCCUACUAGCACUGGGCAAUGAAAGCAGCACUGUCAUGCAGUUUGCUUUGUUUUAUGGAACUAGUUUUAAUGAAAAAAAAAAAAAAAUUGAUUCAAAUAAAUACCACACGUGACACGCAUGUGGUUGGACUUCUGUCACUUGAGACGGCAGUUUUGGACGGAAUGGGGUACAUUGAAAAUCUUUUCAACUUUAUAGGUUGCAAUUGACGAAAUUGAAAAAUUGGAAAUCAAAUGAUAAUGCCUCUCGGCCUUAUUUUUGCACUUUUCUCACUUUGGGCUCUCCACACACGGUCAAGUCUGGGCCGGUUUCUUUGUUUUUCAACGUCAAAUUCAUCAAGUUUUCUUCAAAUCUCGAAUUCAAGGAAAUGGCUGAAUCUUCAAGAAAGAGAUCUAGAAAGGAAAUGGUUAAAGUGUUGAAAGAAAAAUUCAAGAAAAGGACACUUGUAGUUGAGCGGGGCGUCAAGGUAGCUGAUCUCGAGGACCCUGCCUUUUCUUUUAUUUUGGAUAUUUUUCGAGAUAGGGGUUGGUUGUCCUUGUUUUGACCAGUCAAUGCCUAUGUUAAACUUGUUCGUGAGUUCUACACGAAUAUUGAUAAGAUAAGUAUAACCCCUCCAUCCUUUAUAACCACGGUGUUAGGCGCCAAAAUCCAUGUCACUGCUGAACUAUUUUCAAAAGGGACUCGCAUCCCACUUGAGCCUAACCAUGGAUAUCCUUUUCCUUCUUCUAACCAUCCAAACAAGACUACCAUGCAGACUACGUUUGCUCCUCAAACUGGGCUUUUCUGGCUUGAGCAUGAGAAAUUUGUACCUUUGGGUAGAUUUUCUCCAGCCAUGCGACUUCUUGCUCGCAUUGUGCUUCAAAAUGUGUGGCCUAUCAAUCGCCAUUCUGAGAUUGGUUUUGAGAGGGCGAGGUUUAUGUUUGGGAUAGUUGAUGGGAUCCCCAUUUGUCUUUGUACUCAUGCUGUAGCACAAAUGAUUGAGGCCUAUCGUGACAAAUCCACUUCCUUACCCUAUGCCGGCCUCAUAACCAAACUGCUCAAACAUCUUGAGUUGCCCAUUCCCAACUCUGAGCCUGUACAAGUUCCUCAAGGAUACUUUGGAAAAGCUACUGUCCAAAAGUCUGAAGCUCAACUACAUCAAGCAGCUCGUGAGAUGGCCCAUGAGGCUACUGCACCUGCAGUUGAUGGUGACCUUGGUGCCUCUUCUUCAUCCUCUGUCUCCAUGGAGGCACUCAUGGAGCAGGUCAUUGCCUUGGUUCAGAUGAUGGGCAGUGUUAACAAGAGGGUGAUAGCUAUGGAUGAGCGCCAAAUGGCGAUGGAGAAGCGCCAAGUUGAGAUGGAACAACAGUUGGUGGCUGUUGGGGUACAGCUUAGUACUAUGCGGACUAAUCUAGCUGAGCAGAGUAUUGAGGUGCAGCAGAUUGACGCCAAUGUCAAGAGCAUACUGGAUAGAGUAAUCCCAGAAGAUGAACAAGCUCCUUGACUUUUGUUUUGAGUUCAUAUAUAUAUAUAUAUAUAUAUAUAUAUAUUGGUUGAUAUUUUGGUUAUCAUUAACUUUGGUUGAUCUUUCCCUUUGUCCUUGGUGACAAAAAGUGCGAGAAAUUUUAGGGAAGAUAGUUGAUUAACUGAUGGAUUACUAAUGACUUGAUGGAUGUUAUUAACUCUUGAUGUACUUAAUUUCUGGUUGUAAUGACGUCUAACUGCUAAUGAAAUUCAUUUCGUUCAAAUGUAAUUAAAUGCUCAUAAAUUUGGAUUG